AUGGGGCUGCCCAAGUUUUAUCUCCUACCUUUGUUGCUUCUGAUUGUUGUUUUUGCAUCGAAGAAAUCUUCAGCUGUUGAAGCAAGGCCACUUUCCAUCUUGCCACAACAAGGACAUGCAAAGGUUUUUUCAACACUUGGAAUUGCUUGCGAGUGCUGUGAUGGAGCUGGAGGUGAAUGCACAAGUACAUGGACUGAGCCUUGCACUAGGCUCAAAUGUCUUCCUUGGAAACAUUAUUAA
This is a messenger RNA of Prunus armeniaca (apricot), 240 nucleotides long. Lineage: Eukaryota; Viridiplantae; Streptophyta; Magnoliopsida; Rosales; Rosaceae. The record is from the annotation of a GenBank genome assembly.